Gavia stellata (red-throated loon) is the source of this 1493-nucleotide messenger RNA. It is a transcript of the gene SLC35A1, whose product is annotated as solute carrier family 35 member A1. The transcript is spliced from 8 exons. The coding region runs from base 51 to 1067 and encodes 338 amino acids. NCBI's taxonomy places the organism in Eukaryota, Metazoa, Chordata, Aves, Gaviiformes, Gaviidae. Gene Ontology annotation, biological process: pyrimidine nucleotide-sugar transmembrane transport. Gene Ontology annotation, molecular function: pyrimidine nucleotide-sugar transmembrane transporter activity. Gene Ontology annotation, cellular component: Golgi membrane. The record is from RefSeq and is a predicted model, not a curated record.
GCACAGCGGACGGCCCCGGCCCGGCGGUCUUGGCGCCUUCUGCGGGCACGAUGUCGCCUCCGAAAGAAAAUGUCAGCUUACUGUUCAAGUUGUACUGCCUCACAGUGAUGACCCUGGUUGCUGCAACAUACACAGUUGCAUUGCGGUACACAAGGACAGUGGAGACAGAACUCUACUUUUCAACAACGGCUGUGUGCAUCACUGAAGUUAUUAAGUUGUUCUUGAGUGUAGGCAUCUUGGCUAAAGAAACUGGAAGUCUGGCAAGGUUAAUAACAUCUUUGAAAGAAAAUGUAUUUGGAAGCCCUACAGAAUUGCUAAAAUUAAGCGUUCCGUCUUUGGUGUAUGCUCUCCAAAACAAUAUGGCGUUUGUGGCUCUUAGCAACUUGGAUGCAGCAGUCUAUCAGGUGACAUACCAGCUGAAGAUCCCUUGUACAGCUUUAUGUACAGUCCUAAUGCUAAACCGUACCCUUAGUAAGUUGCAGUGGUUCUCUGUCUUCAUGCUGUGUGGUGGUGUUACCCUGGUUCAGUGGAAGCCUGCUCAGGCUACAAAAGUACAGGUGGAGCAGAAUCCAUGGCUAGGAUUUGGAGCGAUUGCUGUUGCUGUAUUAUGUUCAGGAUUUGCAGGAGUUUAUUUUGAGAAGGUCUUAAAGAGUUCGGAUACUUCGUUGUGGGUGAGGAAUAUUCAGAUGUACUUAUCUGGGAUUGUGGUGACUUUAUUUGGUGUGUACAUGUCAGACGGAGCCCAAGUUCUUGAGAAAGGGUUUUUCUAUGGCUAUACAUACUACGUCUGGUUUGUCAUCUUUCUUGCCAGCGUAGGUGGCCUCUACACAUCAGUUGUUGUUAAGUACACAGACAACAUUAUGAAAGGCUUUUCUGCAGCAGCAGCCAUUGUUCUUUCUACUGUGGCAUCAGUCGUCCUCUUUGGCCUCCAGAUAACUGUUACCUUCUCCCUGGGUGCGCUCCUGGUGUGCGUUUCUAUUUACCUCUAUGGAUUACCUCGACAAGACACCACAAAAAUCCAGCCAUCAGAGGCUAAGAGCUCAAAAGAGAGACUUGCUACUGUGUGACAUUGUCCGUAAAAAUGGACAGACAGACAAGAGAAAAAAUGGACUUUAAAAAAACCUACAUUUUUUAAAAAUUAGCCUUAAGCUAGUCAUGAAAUGGUUUAAGUGGGAUAGACUAAAAGCAGAAGUUAGUUCUGCGAUACAUGUGAAGUUUCCAGUGGCUGACGCUGAGGCUUACAUCACCGCUGAGGAGCUGGAUGGGUAUUUUAUUGAAGGUAUUCUUCAUUCGCAUCAAACAAUGAAGAGUCCUGCUUACAAGGAAAGCCGAAUGAAGGAACUGAACACUCAGUUGUACAUAAUGUAUAUAAUGGGGGGGAAGUUGGUUCUUUGUGUAUUUGAUAAACUGUCUUGCCCUUUGAGGGUGGAAAUGCCCAAAAGCUUCAUAAAAAAAUCUAUUAAAAAGAGCAAUUACUGCCAGCAUUUUCUCUU